This is a messenger RNA of Aspergillus chevalieri, 1128 nucleotides long. RefSeq lists its product as uncharacterized. The record is from RefSeq and is a predicted model, not a curated record. The transcript has 4 exons. The coding region runs from base 1 to 1128 and encodes 375 amino acids. NCBI's taxonomy places the organism in Eukaryota, Fungi, Ascomycota, Eurotiomycetes, Eurotiales, Aspergillaceae.
AUGGCCAGGUUACUGUUGUUAUUGCUGGCGAUGGUGGCUCUCAUCGUGGCCCAGGACAGACCGUCUGGGGUUGGGCCAGCUGUGAUGGGGACGCCGUCGACAGCGCUCACAACAGCAGUGCCGACGACGAGUUCAACAAGGACAACGUUAUCAACUGAGAUUUCAACGAGUGCAACAGAAACAUCAUCAUCAACCGGGGGUGCAACGCAUACGAUCAAAGUCGGUCCCAGAGGAAACCCGCAUCAAUAUGUUCCCCACAGUGUCAACGCUACUGUCGGGGAUUACAUCGUCUUCGAGUUCUAUCCGAGAAACCAUUCGGUUGUGCAGGCAAAGUACCUGGAGCCGUGUGUGCCGGCAGCCAAGAAUAUUUUCUAUUCUGGGCCCUUCAAUAAGUUUAACGAGGAUGACGGCUUUCUGGACGGACCGGCACCGACAUGGACUUUGAAGGUAAAUAAUACAGAGCCGACUUUCUUUUACUGUACCGCAAUAGACUCGUGCAAUGUAAAUGGGAUGGUGGGAGCCAUCAAUCCGAACGAAACUAUGACCUGGGAAGAACAGAACAAAUAUGCCUUGGACUCUCCCAUUCAGCUCGUUCCUGGCGAACCAGUCCCAGCAGAAGGUAACGACAACACGUCAUCCGACUCUUCCAGCUCCUUAUCAUCAAAACUCAGUGGUGGCGCCAUCGCUGGCAUCGUAGUCGGAGCAGUCGCUUUUGUCGCAAUCCUCAUGGCCCUCUUCUUUGUCCUCGGCCGCAACCGCGUCUACAAACAAUGGAUGUCCUCACAAGACGGCCGCGCCGAACGCACCGCUCGCUGGGCCUUCUUCAACAACAGUACGUCAGCACCCGCUACGGCAUCCUCGGAGGUCCGCAAGAGCGAAUACGAUCUCGCGUUUCAGCCAACGACGGCUGAUCAUCAGUCUGGGAUGUUUGCCGCAAGUCCGGAGAUGAUACAUGCUGUUGCUGCGGCGCCAAGGUAUCCGUGUGCAAGACAUGGGUCGCCUCCGCAGCAGAGUAUGCCUGUUGCUGGGCAUUGGAGUUGGGAUUUGACAGCGCAUCAGCAGCAGCAGCAGUAUCCGCCGCCUCCGCCUCCACCGCCGGUUGAGUUGGAUUCUGAGAGUCGGAAGUGA